Molecule: messenger RNA, 2296 nt
Organism: Rhineura floridana
Lineage: Eukaryota; Metazoa; Chordata; Lepidosauria; Squamata; Rhineuridae
Exons: 3
Coding region: 116-1138 (340 amino acids)
Source: RefSeq, a predicted model, not a curated record
AUCAGUGAAGUACUAUGAUGCUUCAGAUCAAAUGCUGUGAUGCUUCGAAGAUAGUAGUCAUAACCUAUUAUCCAUAGAAAUGCUUGAUGCCUAGCCUGACAUAGAGCAAUUAAUCAUGUAUCCUGUCAAGACGCGAUCUCCAAGUCCAUCCCCGUUCACCAUGGCUCUUUUGCAAGAUGAGACUUAUAAGUCAUCUGUCAAGGAACACUUGGAGGCAGGAAUGCAGGAGCUGGUGAUCCUCGCUGGGCUUCUGCUCCUUCCAUGGUCAAAUGAGGAGGCAACCUGUGCUAAAACCCGUGAUCACAUCAGCAAAGCAUCCAACCAUUUUUCUGAGUCUGAACAGAAGCUAGAAUCUCGCCUGCAGCUACUUGAUUCCCAGUUGGAGGCCUUAAUAGCAAUGAAGAAAUUCAUGGAAGAUGAUCUGCAGGAGAAGAAGGGGAACUUGGCCGACCUGAGAACCCAGAUUGUGGCCCUCAAGGAAGGCCAGAAGAAGUCCCAGGAAAUGCUGGAAACUGCAGACUUGCAUCUGGAAAACACAAAGGAGCAGCUGAGAUUGGCUCAUGAGGAAAUGGCAAAGAACCAUGCGGGACGGGGAAUUGGCCUCCGGUUGAUGGUCCUGCCAGGGCUUGGGUCACUCAUUGGAGCUGGCAUGGUUGUCGGUUAUCAGGUGGCCCUGGACUCAGCUGAGAAUCUAGUCAAUGAGGCCCAACAGGCAGUGGACCUCUACGCAUCAGAAAUAGCUGGUUACAGUGAUGAGAUUGCACACUUCUCCCAAAAGGAACAGGAGGUGCAAGCCGAGAUAAAUUCCACAGAUCAGAGGAUCCCCCAGAUUCAAGCGCAGUGUGAUGAGCUGCUUGUUCUCCAGAGGGACGUAACAGCGCAGCAGUCCUGGAUCAGAAAAUGCCUUUCCCUGUUGGAUCUAUUGGCAGGCAAGAUUCACGCAGCUGAAGUCAUGUCCAGCCAUGCCUGUGUCCCUGAGUCGCUGAUGGACAUCUUAGAGGAAAUUGCAGGAGUGGUGGGCGGGAAGGAUUGGGCAUUCCAUGCUGAUAAAGAACUCCAGACUUCAGUUCUGGAAAUCAGCAAAGCUGUGAAUUCUUUGAGAGCCAGGGCAGGAAAGAGCAUGCCCAUUGAUGGCUGACGCCCCCAUGGCCUUUCUGAUCAUACAGAUUUUAAAAAGUGUUAUGCCUGUUUUCUCAUUCCAUUUACCCAUUUCUGAUGUGCACUCAAUGAGUAUCUACAUGCUGAAGCUUAUCUGCAAGUUUUGUAUGCAUUGCACUAGCACAAUAUUGUGUUGGGAACAGAGUCUCACAACUGUGCUAGGUCAUGCUGUAUUUUAAAAUUCUGCAAAUGUUGAUGUCCUGAAACAUUCUGAAUGUUCAGUGUAAUAAGCAUGCCUUGUCUUUUGUGUAUUGCUUCUAUAACCAGGGAUCCGUAUUUCUGUUCACAGCUGUUGUCAAGGGGGGGGGAGUCAAUGCUAGUCCUACACAGAGUAUACCCAUUGAGAUUAAUAACUAUUACUAACUUAGGUUCAUUCAUUUCAAUGGGUCUAUUCGGAAUAAGACUUAGUUGGAUACAACCCAAGGCAAGUAUUUUGCUGCCUCUUGUGAGGGUGAUAAGAGGAGCCCCAGCCUUCCUCUCGGUCUUAGGAGGGGAUCAUAGGGAUUAGGUGGUGGAAUAUGGAGGCAAUUGGAGACUUUCCCUCCUGCUUACAAAGACCUACGUAAAUGAUGUGUGAGAUCCGGGCUAAGUUUGUUGGGCUUAGUUCCCAUUGAAAUCAAUGGGGCUUAAGUCAGACAUGACUAAUUUUUCAUAUGGAUUUCAAUAAGACCUAAUUUAGUCUGUAUCCAAUCCUGUCUAGAUAAGUUUUCUUCACAAAGAGGUUGUGAUGGCACUUUCCCUCUCCCCCUCGAUGUGGAGAGAAUCAUGUUUAAUUCACAAUGGUUGUGGUCAGUAUUGUUUGCUAAAGGUCAUCUUUAAAGGUUAUAAUACACUUUCACAGGUCUUCUUAAGCUCUGUAUACGAUUACAGUGUAAACAAUGCAGUCCUGUGCAUGUUAAGUAUGUUCCGCUGUGUUCAAUGGGGCUUACUCCCUAAUAAGUGUGUUUAGGCUUGUAGCCUUAGCUAACUAUGAUUCUGUGACCUUUAAGAUAAGAACCCUGACUCACAUAUACAAUUUUGAGGGAGUCAGUGCAACAGUUAGAUUAGAAUGCUGUUUUAUGUUUAUUUUUAUAUGUCUGCAAUGGUUAUGUUUUUGCUGGAAUAAAUUUUACUUUUUGUUAACAGUUCAGAAUUCUUG